AAGUAAUAUUCACAACAGUGCAUCAAGAGGAAAAUGGAAGGAAGCAAUCAAGCUGCUCCAGUUGAUGUAGAGAACCCAUACAUUCCAUUAGAAACUUCCAUGAGACAGGAAUUGGGUAGGUUAUCUCCUUUAUCCUCUUCAUGUUGUAUUUACAGAGUUCCAGAGCGAUUGAGACUCGUAAAUGAAAACGCAUACACACCACAGGUAGUCUCUAUUGGUCCACUCCACCAUGGCAAGAAAGGGUUAGAAGCCAUGGAAGAGCAUAAAAAGAGGUACCUACAGGAAUUUCUAUGUCGGACCAAAGUAAGCUUGGAGGAUUGCAUAAAGAAAAUUAGAGACCAAGAAACAAGAUUAAGAAAUUGUUAUGCAGAAACCAUUGGAUUUAGCAGUGAUGAAUUUGUAAGAAUCAUUCUAGUAGAUGCCGCAUUCAUCAUAGAGCUCUUGUUGAAAAGCAAUUUCAGGACACCGAGAAAAGAAAAUGACCGCAUAUUUAACAAACCAGUGAUGUUUCAUGAUAUAAUGACUGACAUGCAAUUGCUUGAGAAUCAACUACCAUUCUUCAUUCUCGAGGAUCUUUUUUAUCUACAAGAAGGUACACUCUCUUCUGAUUCUGACACUUCUGAUGACAGACUUUCAACAUUUUUCAUUUUAAAGAGAUUAAGUUCUACAAAAAAAGUAGAACAUUUUUUGGAUCUUAUUUUAAGAUCGUUAUGCCAAUCAGAAGUUGUUCCAUCAAUACCAUUAGAAGAUCUAACUACACCUAGCGUGACAGAGCUAUACCAGGCGGGAGUGAAGUUUAAGGUGGGAUCGAGGAAAAACAUAUUUGACAUUCGAUUCACUGAUGGGAUUCUGGAAAUUCCAAAGAUCAAAGUAGAGGAUCACACAGAGAUCUCUCUAAGAAAUCUUCUUGCCUUUGAACAGUGUCAUUACCAGCACAAUUAUGUAUGUGAUUAUAUGAUCAUGAUGGAUCGUUUUGUGAACAACGCAAGUGAUGUGGAUUUGCUUGUUGAUCGUGGAAUUAUUGAAAAUGUUCUAGGUGACAGGAAAGAGGUGGCUGCUCUAUUUAAUAACCUUGGCAUUGGGAUUUUUGGAUCCCAUGACUUCACAUUUGCUAAUCUUUGUCAAGACCUGAACAGGUACUGCAGUUCGACAAGGCACAAAAGGAUGGCAAAUUUGAGACAAAAUUAUUUCAACACACCAUGGCGAACUCUCUCUGUCAUUGCAGCUGUUGUUCUCCUCAUACUCACUCUUAUCCAAACUGUGUGCUCUAUUAUCUCUGCUGCUAGAGCAUGA
Molecule: messenger RNA, 1293 nt
Organism: Prunus mume (Japanese apricot)
Lineage: Eukaryota; Viridiplantae; Streptophyta; Magnoliopsida; Rosales; Rosaceae
Source: RefSeq, a predicted model, not a curated record